Messenger RNA from Phytomonas sp. EM1, 725 nucleotides. Lineage: Eukaryota; Euglenozoa; Kinetoplastea; Trypanosomatida; Trypanosomatidae. The record is from the annotation of a GenBank genome assembly.
GAUACCUUAGAUAUUAGGAUACAUUAACUCAAGGGAAGUGGGUUUGCCACAAACAAAUAUGCUAAAAUAUAUGCCUAACUAUAUUUAGGUAAAUCACUUGUGAAUGUGGUUUCAUGUGUUCCUCAUGUUUGAGAUAAAAGCGGCUGUGUACCUCUUCCAUGGAGGGGGGGACGAUUCGUUCCUAUAAGGGAGAUGUUUCGUUCGGAAUCGUAAAAGUGAAUCCUGAAGUAUGUUAUUAAACCUUUUGCCGCCUUCUUGUUUGAAAGAUGCGCUUUCUCUCCUCAGGGAUGACUAAGCACUUUGCCUAAAAACCAUUGUAGGCAAAUACAUAAGAUAAAAUUUUGAUAAAUUGUGUACCCUAAGUGUGGCUGUGGAAAUGUUAAGCCAAUUAAAUAUAGCUCGAGGAGAAAUAUAUGCGACUCCACUGGACUGCACAAUAAUUACAACAGGAUGUGAUACUAUGACAACAACUGUGGGGAAAAGGAGAAGGUAUUGGGUUCUUUUUAACCUAGUUCACUUCUUGGAAUUUGCGUUUAAUGUGAUUAUACGCUUAAGUGCUACGACUGAAUAUUUAAAUAGUGCUCCUGGCUUAUAUAUGUAUGUUUGUAUGAUAUUAAACAAAGUGGAGUAUGCAAGUGCAGGAUAUAAAUGAAUAUAACUUUACCUCUUAAAACGAAGACACUAUGGUAGAUUCACUGCAUCAUGAUGGAUACAGGCUUAGAAAG